Molecule: messenger RNA, 1250 nt
Organism: Catharus ustulatus (Swainson's thrush)
Lineage: Eukaryota; Metazoa; Chordata; Aves; Passeriformes; Turdidae
Product: ly6/PLAUR domain-containing protein 3-like
Exons: 6
Coding region: 60-1250 (396 amino acids)
Cellular component (GO): plasma membrane
Source: RefSeq, a predicted model, not a curated record
GAGGCCUUGGGGUCACUCUAUGGGGCAGGGGAGGCUCUGGGAUGCCAUAGUUCCCUGCUAUGGGGUGGAGCAACCCGUGGGACCUCGCUAUGGGGCGGGGAGCCCCCAGGGCCCCCCACCCCGUCCCCACCCUGGUCCCACCCUGUCCCGGCUCCCAUAAAUGGGGCGGUUCUGCCCCACGGCCCCGGGGCCGGGCCGAGAUGUGGGGCCGGGCCAUGGGGGGGGCCCGGCUGCUGCCGCUGCUGCUGCUGCUGCUCCUGCCAGGAUCUCUGGGGCUGCAGUGCCUGAGCUGUGGGGCGGACGACGACGGAAUCUGUGGGGACGUCACCAACGUCACCUGCCCCGCGGAGAGCGACGUCUGCAGCGAGGCGCUGGUGGCCGUCACCUGGAGUCACGGCCGCUUCGCCCUGGGUGGCCGCGGCUGCGGCCGGGGUCAGCCGGGGUCGCUGGCCCGGGCCCUGCAGCUCUGGGGCCUCGUGGCCUUCGAGCGGCGCCGCAACUGCGAGGGGGGGUCCUGCAACGGAGCCCUGCCCCUGGGGGGGCGCGGGGCGCUGCCUGAACCCGCCCCCAACGCCAGCGCCCGGACGCCCAACGGGAUUCGCUGUUACGGCUGCCCCGAGGCCGGGCCCUGCCCCCCCUCCGCCAUCGUCCGUUGCUACGACGACCAGCGCGCCUGUUUCCACGGCAACGUCACUUUGCGCAUGGGUAACCUCACCUUUUGGCGGGAAAUCCGCGGCUGCGUCGCCGACGGCGCCUGCGGGCGGGAGCGGCGCGGGGACGACGCGGCGUCGCUGGGCGGCUCCUGUUGCCGUGGAGACCUCUGCAAUCAACACCCGGCCAACCAAACCUUCUUCGAGCCCGACCUGCCCCGCCUCGAGCUGCUCCCGCACGGCCACGCCCCCACGGCCACGCCCGGGAAUGCUACGGAGGGUGGGGGGGACAAGAUGGCUGACGGUGGUGGGGGUGGUUCCAAAAUGGCGGGGGCUGAGAGUGAAGGGGUCAGCGGGAAUAGGAGGGCUGGUGGUGGCAAGAUGGCUGCCGGGGGCAAGAUGGCUGCCGGGGAUAAAAUGGAUGCUGGGGACAAAAUGGCUGAUGGUGGCAAGAUGGCUGCCGGGGAGAAAAUGGCUGAUGGUGACAAGAUGGCUGCCGGGGAGAAAAUGGCUGAAGGGGACAAGAUGGUUUCCGGUGACAAGAUGGCUUCCGGGAAGAAGAUGGCUGCUGGAGACAAAAUGGCUUCCGAUGGCCGCUGA